Messenger RNA from Saprolegnia parasitica CBS 223.65, 829 nucleotides. RefSeq lists its product as hypothetical. NCBI's taxonomy places the organism in Eukaryota, Oomycota, Saprolegniomycetes, Saprolegniales, Saprolegniaceae. The record is from RefSeq and is a predicted model, not a curated record. The transcript is spliced from 5 exons. Bases 80 to 820 code for a protein of 246 amino acids.
UGCAGACAAUCAGGCGGCGUCAAGUGACACGGAUCGCGACAGGCGACCGAUCGUCAGACGCCAUUCUCCGGCGCAGGCAAUGCGAAGCCAGGCCACCGCCGCGGUCUUGUCUCUGCUGAGCCUCGGCUGCCUCUUUGCCGCGACGCUGUCCCCGACGUGGCUCGCCCAGUCGUUCGAGUCGCCUGCCAACGUCCGCGUCCACCAAGGCUUCGGGCUCUUUGGCUUUUCGUCGACCGUCGAGAACGCGCCACAGCUCACGACGCCGUUCCUGGCCUCGACCACCUACGUUAGCUACGGCGCGCUAUGCGCCACCGACUUUGCCGCGCCCAACUGGAUGUACGGCACGCUGCGCGACUACCAGAGCAAGCUCUGCGACGUCGCGUGGACUUUAACGCACGUCCUGCACGGUUUGACGCUCGCGUUAAACCUGGUGGCGCUGACGUUUAAUCUGCGCACGCUCCACACGCUCGAGUGGACGGCGGCCGAGACGAUCGCGGGCCUCAGCACGAUGGCCAACGGCUUCUUGCAGCUCUGCGUUCUGAUGCUCUGGAGCCUCCAGCUCAAGCCCAGCAUCAGCGACAUUGGCCUUGUGCACGCGCAGCUUGUGGCGUGCGCGACGUGGCGCAAUUGGAGCUGCUGGGGCUUUGGCCCGAGCUUCUACCUCGCGGCCUCGGCCGUCCUCUGGACACUCCUCACCUUCUCUGCGAUCUCGUCCGGGCGACGCCACAAGAUCCGUCGCCAGCGCAAGGAAGCCGUGCGCCGGCUGCUCGACGCGCCGCAAAGCCCCGUGGCGUCAAGCUACCGCGAGCCUCGCGACUGAGCAUCGUUU